GUUUCAUUAGUCACUUACAGUGAUCAGGAGAUGCAGUGCAAUACCAGAGUCAGAACAGAAACCAACAUGCUUUCGACUUAAUACUUUGAUGUGUGUUUUUUUAUAUCAGUGUAGUUUUUGUAGCAAAAUUUGUUGCUUCAAGACAACACCAAGAGCUCAUCACAGCACAAGAUGAGGAACUUCAGUUGUUUCACACAGGCUGCAAUCAUUUAUCUGUUUAUCUUCGUUCCAUGGGCAGCCAAUGGGGAAAUUGCAUCAGACCAUGAGCCCUCUGCAGUCCCACUACCACACGAGCCUGUGGAUGAUGCGGCACAAGCAUACCCAGAAGAUGAGAAGACUAACUUGCCCGUUUUCACCAUGGAUUACCCACGCAUUCAGCUGCCGUUUGAAAUCACUUUGUGGAUUUUACUGGCCUCGUUUGCCAAAAUCGGCUUCCAUGUGUACCACAAGAUCACCAUCUGGAUCCCAGAGUCCUGCCUGCUGAUCAGCAUUGGCCUGAUUGUGGGCGCCAUCAUGCACGCCGUCCAGGAGGACCCGCCCGCCGUCCUGGAGUCCAACGUCUUCUUCCUGUACAUGCUGCCGCCCAUCGUGCUGGAGAAUGGCUACUUCAUGCCCACCAGGCCCUUCUUCGAGAACGCCGGCACGGUCAUGUGGUACGCCGUGGUGGGCACGCUGUGGAACUCCAUAGGCAUCGGCCUGUCGCUGUACGGCAUAUGCCAGAUCGAGGCGUUCAAUGUGCUGGAUAUCAAUCUUCAGGAGAAUCUGUUGUUUGCUUCCAUCAUCUCGGCCGUGGACCCCGUGGCGGUGAUUAACGUGUUUCAGAGCAUCAGUGUCAACGAGCAGCUCUUCAUUGUGAUUUUUGGAGAGGGCCUGUUCAAUGAUGCUGUCACUGUGGUGCUGUACAACAUGUUCAUCUUCGUGGCGGACAUGACUGUGGUGGAGUCGGUGGACGUUUUCCUGGGCGUGGCUCGCUUCUUCGUCGUGGGCCUGGGUGGCGUCCUGUUCGGCUUCCUGUUCGGCAUCGCCGCUGCGUUCACCUCGCGCUUCACCUCCCGCGUGCGCGAGAUCGAGCCCCUCUUCGUGCUCAUGUACAGCUACCUGGCCUACCUGGUCGCCGAGCUGUUUGCUAUCUCCAGCAUUAUGGCUAUCGUGGUGUGUGCCUUAACCAUGCGCUACUAUGUGGAAGCCAACGUGUCCCAGCGUUCGUGCACCACCAUCCGCCACGUCAUCAAGAUGCUGGCCACCAUCUCCGAGACGCUCAUCUUCUUUUUCCUCGGGGUGGUCACCAUCACCACGGAGCACGAGUGGAACUGGGGCUACAUCCUGGCCACACUCCUCUUUGCAUUCAUAUGGAGAGGCCUGGGUAUCCUGGUGCUGAGCCAGAUAAUCAAUCCGUUCCGGACUGUUCCGUUCAACUACCAGGACCAGUUUGGAUUGGCCUACGGUGGCCUGCGAGGGGCAAUUUGCUUUGCCCUCGUCUUCCUGCUGCCCGACACUAUUGAGCGCCGCAAGCUCUUUGUCACCGCCUCGAUCGCCAUCAUCAUCUUCACUGUCUUCAUCCAGGGUAUAAGUAUUAGACCCCUCAUAGAAAAGCUCGUCGACAUUAGGAGGACUCACAAACAGGAAACCAUCAGCGAGGAAGUACAUAGAAGGCUCAUGGAGCACACCAUGGCAGGAGUUGAGGAUAUCUGUGGCCAAUGGAGCCAGCACUACUGGAAGGACAAGUUCAAGAAGUUCAAUGACAGGUUUGUGAGGAGGAUCUUGAUCAGGGACCACCGUGCCGAGUCCAGCAUCGUGGCUCUGUACAAGCGCAUGGAGCUGCUCAACGCCAUGGAGCUGCUCGACACUCACAACGCUGACAUCAGCGCUGCACCCUCCAUUGUCUCACUGCAUGAAGAGAAGAAAGCAUCUUAUAAGCCAAAGAAGAAGUUCUUGGCCACUGACUUGAAAAACAUGCACGACCUUCUGACAAAGAACAUGUAUAAAAUCAGACAGAGGACAGUGGAUUACACCAGCAAGCACGCUCUGCCUGACAACAGCCGGGCCAGGGAGAUCUUGAUCCGAAGACACUCAAGCAUCCGACGCAGCAUGAGGCCUGGCAGUCUCCGAGAACCGACGAGAUCACAGAAGUACUUGUCCCUUCCUCCAGGAGAAAGUCUUGAUGCUCAUUUCCCCUUAAUGGCACAUGGUGACUCCACAUCCGAGGCAGAUCACCGCAUUGCCAGAACCAGACUCGUGCAGUCGAUGCGGGCUCCAAUGAAAUCCAACAAGAAGCUAGGUACCCUACAGGAGAUCCCAUUGGCCGAGAGCAAUAUGGCCCGCGCUCAGGCUGUGGACUUCCUGAAUGAGAGAGCCAGCAGCAGAGGAAGUGGCCGUCUCCCUUCCUCUUCCUCUUCCUCCUUGUCCUCCUCCCGACCUCCCUUCCGUCCAGGCUCUGGUGGUACCUCAAGACCAGCCCCACCGCUUCCCGCCCCGCGUGGCCGCACCUCCAGUUCUGCUGCCCGCCAUGACCCAGACUGGGAGACUGAGGAGGAGGUGGAGGUGGAGGUGAGGGAGUGACAUUGGCCUUCAAGCAAUACUAAACGAUUUCCGUCCUUGUUCGCCCUGCAGGUUGCAAACGGAAUUGCUCAUCAUCAAGAACUACAGUACAAAAUAUGGAUCACUAACUCUAAGCUUGCUUUGUACUGUUAUAGCCAACUGGCAAUGGCAAAGUGAAUUAUAAAGUGCCAUUGGUGCGAUAACAUGAUAAUGAUGAACCACCAGUGAGUUUGCGGCCAUUUUAAAGUUGAAAAAAAAACUUUCAUGCAGAAUCUCUAUUUUGCUGAAAUGGUAAUGAGCAAUACUUCAUUUUUUACCUAAGACUCCAUGUAAUGGCAUAGCAGUGUUGUUAUGAUGAGUGUUUUCAGCAAACAGUAAGUUGGAUCGCAGGCGAUUCUCUCUGCAUCAAAAGGCUACACACUACACUGUCUAAUGACUCAUACACUGGGCAGAUACAGUACAUCUGGAUAAAUCCAUGUGUUUGAAACGAGGGAAACUACUUUCCACCCACAUACACCGUUUUUUUUACUUCCGUAUGCUGCUGAUUUUUUUCAAAUGGCCCUGUCACUGCCUCCGUUUAUAAUCUGUCAUGUUUUCAGAGCGUGAGGAUUAGGGUAAAAGACACACAGGCAUGACACCAUGACAAAUUUGUAAAUGUUUCCAUUAAGAAACAGAAUCAUUAUGUGGGUAAAGCCCCAGGAACUGAGGGAUGUGGAUGGGACCGACACCAAACCAUUGUUGUUUUUCCAGUCUCAGUUCGGCCCUGGAUUGAAACAUUACUUGACGUUUGACCCUGUUUGGAAUGUGGCCAGCAGAAACUGCAAACAAAACCACCUGACUGGAAUAUUCAACCGGAACGGGUUUGGUGAGGGCAACACAGUCAGGUUUGGCAGCUCUUUCGCAGGAAAUAGCCUUCUGGCCUCAGCACAAUGGAAUGCAAAGACUUUUCUAAAAAUUGUGCCAGAAAUGACUGACUGGCACCAUGUAGAGAUGGAGAUCUACACUAGAGCAGUGCUUAUGCUUGCAGAGGACUUCUGUACCAUUUGUAAUGUUAAAUAAAUCUUUAAGGGAGAACUAAAUAAAAGAAUGUUAUUUUUGUCCA
This is a messenger RNA of Engraulis encrasicolus (European anchovy), 3640 nucleotides long. Its product is annotated as sodium/hydrogen exchanger 2-like. Gene Ontology annotation, biological process: sodium ion import across plasma membrane; regulation of intracellular pH; potassium ion transmembrane transport. Lineage: Eukaryota; Metazoa; Chordata; Actinopteri; Clupeiformes; Engraulidae. Gene Ontology annotation, molecular function: sodium:proton antiporter activity; potassium:proton antiporter activity. The coding region runs from base 172 to 2559 and encodes 795 amino acids. Gene Ontology annotation, cellular component: plasma membrane. The record is from RefSeq and is a predicted model, not a curated record. The transcript has 12 exons.